Mytilus californianus (California mussel) is the source of this 1796-nucleotide messenger RNA. RefSeq names its product forkhead box protein K2-like. Gene Ontology annotation, biological process: regulation of transcription by RNA polymerase II. Gene Ontology annotation, molecular function: DNA-binding transcription factor activity, RNA polymerase II-specific; RNA polymerase II cis-regulatory region sequence-specific DNA binding. Bases 532 to 1509 code for a protein of 325 amino acids. The transcript has 7 exons. The record is from RefSeq and is a predicted model, not a curated record. NCBI's taxonomy places the organism in Eukaryota, Metazoa, Mollusca, Bivalvia, Mytilida, Mytilidae.
AGCAUGUCGGGAUAUUGUGAAUGUAAACACUUGGAAUAGGGAAUGUUACCUACCAGUGGCAAUACCUAUGCCAUGGAUACCUAUGGAUCUUCAGAACGCUGGCACUGUUGUACCAUUCUAUUCUGCUCUACUUCAUCAUUGUUGUAUUUAAUUGUGUGUCCUCAGAUUUCCUAGUACAAAUAUUAAGAUUGUGUUCCAGUCUUUAGUAGAAGACAAUCCCCAACAACAGCUCCACCCCCUCCACAGCUGGAAACCCCACCAAAGAAGAAGGCACCAUUACCUCCAUUAAAGAUCAACAUCCCAGAUCCUGUUCAGCCGCCACGGUUCGAAAGUCCUUGUCCAUCUCCAACUGGGACCAUCAGUGCAGCAAAUUCUUGUCCAACCUCUCCAAGAGGAGACACAUCCUACCGUCCUAACUUUAUAUCGGAGGCACAGAUCGCUGCCCUGAAUGCCGCUGUAACUUCAAACAGUAGUGCUAACAGUCUUACUAACAAUAAUAGCAUUAAACACGAAGAAAAAGACAAUACCCCUAUGUUACAAAAUAGUGAAACAUCAAGUGGAGGCGGGGGAAGUCCCAAAGAUGAUUCAAAGCCUCCUUAUUCUUACGCACAGUUGAUAGUUCAAGCUAUAUCAUCAGCGCCUGAUAAGCAAUUGACACUCAGUGACAUCUAUGCUUAUAUAACAAAAAAUUAUCCUUAUUACAGAACAGCUGACAAAGUUUGGCAGAAUUCAAUUAGACAUAAUUUAUCAUUGAAUCAUUAUUUUGUCAAAUUACCUCGAUCACAAGAUGAACCCGGUAAAGAAUCAUUCUGGAGAAUAGAUCCCGCAUCAGAGGCCAAGUUAACAGAACAAUCAUUCAGAAGACGUCGCCAGAGAGGUGUGCCAUGUUUUAGUGCAACAUUUGGGGGCCUUUCCACUAGUGCAGCAAAUUCUUGUCCAACCUCUCCAAGAGGAGGCACACCCUACCGUCCUAACUGUAUAUUGGAGGCACAGAUCACUGCCCUGAAUGCCCCUGUAACUUCAAACAGUAGUGCUAACAGUCUUACUAACAAUAAUAGCAUUAAACACGAAGAAAAAGACAAUACCCCUAUGUUACAAAAUAGUGAAACAUCAAGUGGAGGCGGGGGAAGUCCCAAAGAUGAUUCAAAGCCUCCUUAUUCUUACACACAGUUGAUAGUUCAAGCUAUAUCAUCAGUGCCUGAUAAACAAUUGACACUCAGUGGCAUCUAUGUUUAUAUAACAGAAAAUUAUCCUUAUUACAGAACAGCUGACAAAGUUUGGCAGAAUUCAAUUAGACAUAAUUUAUCAUUGAAUAGUUAUUUUGUCCAAGUACCUCGAUCACAAGAUGAACCCGGUAAAGGAUCAUUCUGGAGAAUAAAUCCCGCAUCAGAGGCCAAGUUAACAGAACAAGCAUUCAGAAGACGUCGCCAGAGAGGUGUGCCAUGUUUUAGAGCACCAGUUGGGGGCCUUUCCACUAGAUCUGCACCUACUGUUGAUGCUCAAGUAUAACUACAAGUAUGGACCUUCAUGUUGGAUAAAUGCAUAGACUUUUUACAAGUAUCACUCCUAACGUUGGCUUGCCAGUAGGCCUGCCCUUUUUAAAAAUCCUUGAUCCGCACCUGAAAUGCAAAUCUUUUCGAGCUUGUCAAUUGUAUCUGAAAUAUUUAAUUUAUACUAGUGGUCUCAAUUAUUAUGUAUAUUCAGAGUACAAGUUUUUAUAAUAGCUUUUGAAAUUAAAUCAAGAAAAAAUACAGCAUCAAGGGAAAUUAUCAUAAUAAAAAAUGUUGCCACUUUAA